AUGCUUCCUACAUUUCUGCUAAUUUCUAUGACUAUUUUGGGAAUCACCACUGUCAUAGGGUCAAUUGGCAAUUCAAUUAUCAUUGCCGUCAAUAUCACAGACAAAAUCAAGGGUAAAGUUCUCAGUCCAUCAGAUCAGAUCUUGCUAAUGAUGGGCUUAUUCAAUGUCUUAUUUCAGUUCAUAAUGAUCAUCAAUGAUUUUCUCAGCUUCCUUGAUAGUGAUUUUUACUUCUCUGAAAUGGUUUAUAUUCUAUUCUCAGCUAUUAUCAAUUUCCCAGUGUUUACCAGUUUCUGGUUAACUGCAUGUCUAUCUAUCAGCUACUGUUUCCAGAUUGUCAUCUUCACUCAUCCAUUCCUUGUGAGGCUCAAGUUUGCGGUUUUCCAGUUUAUUCCACAGCUUCUUAUUACUUCAGUUCUUAUAUCACUGGCAACUUGUAUACCUGUGAUCUGGAACACAAUCAUGUAUGAUCAACGAUUCAACAUGACAAGUAAUCAGACUAUGGAAGCCUUUUCUCCUCACUUGACUGUAGAGUAUCUGAUCAUCAGUAACCUCAUUAGUUGUUCUCUGCCACUAGUCUUAGCCGGAAUUGCCAAUGGUUUGAUUAUCAAGUCUCUUGUAGCUCACACUAAAAAGGCAGUCAGGAAUGCUAAAGGAGAUCUUAAUGCCCGAACAGAAGGUCAAGUACGGGCAGCGAGGACAAUAAGUUGCCUUCUUUUCAUCUAUGUUUGUUUCUAUAUAUCGGAACUACUAUUGUUUACUGAAAUGUUUCCACCAAGUAGUCCAGCAAUAUGUGUUUGUUUGGUGAUCAUUUACAGUUAUUCUCCUGCUCAGUCUAUUGUCCUUAUUUUAGGAAGCCCCAAACUGAAACAAGCUUCUGUCAGUAUAAUUCAUUGCCUUCAAGGUUUCAAUAAAGAAGUGGACACUUCACCAAGUGUUGCAUUUAUCAAGCUCAAUAUUAAGAGGUCAGCGACCUUUCCAAGACAACAGAAUAGGCAACAGAAUACAGAGGAAAAUUGUGAUGGUGACACUAAAAGAUGUUGA
This is a messenger RNA of Bufo bufo (common toad), 1041 nucleotides long. RefSeq names its product taste receptor type 2 member 40-like. Gene Ontology annotation, cellular component: membrane. NCBI's taxonomy places the organism in Eukaryota, Metazoa, Chordata, Amphibia, Anura, Bufonidae. The record is from RefSeq and is a predicted model, not a curated record. Gene Ontology annotation, molecular function: bitter taste receptor activity; G protein-coupled receptor activity. The coding region runs from base 1 to 1041 and encodes 346 amino acids. Gene Ontology annotation, biological process: sensory perception of taste; G protein-coupled receptor signaling pathway; detection of chemical stimulus involved in sensory perception of bitter taste. The transcript has a single exon.